Molecule: messenger RNA, 1754 nt
Organism: Closterium sp. NIES-67
Lineage: Eukaryota; Viridiplantae; Streptophyta; Zygnematophyceae; Desmidiales; Closteriaceae
Source: the annotation of a GenBank genome assembly
ACCCCUGGCUCUGAAACGCGGCAGGUACUCCCUGCACCAGAUGCAAGGGUAGAGGAGAAGAACUUAGUCCUACGCAGAACCUCCUCCUUCCAACGUGUCGCCUCUGACGCGCGAGUGAUUCGGAGCUCCAUGUCUUAUGUCAGGAGCAGAAAUCAGUCCGGCCUGACCUGGAAACCAUUGCCACGGCGGAAAGGCUGACGUAGGGUCCGCAGUUGAGAAACCAUAAAGCAAACGAUUAGGGUGUAAUGAACUGUGAGGAAACGGGAGGCCAGGGGAGGAAAGGGGCUCCAUUUUCGGGCCGAGAGUGACUGAACGUAUGUGUAGUGAGCGGUUCACAAUGGUUCAGAGGUUGAUUGCGACCCAAACUCAGACAUAGUCCGUCUGCCUGUCUAGAAGGCCGCCUCCUACGACCCCGACUCGAAACGCCAGACGCUGGUACCAGACGCUCGUUCAGUAUCAGACGCAAUCUCACGUUCCGUCAGACGUCUCGAAACCUCAGAUGCUAACUUAGAGUCGGUCCCCUAUCAGCCAUGAUGCGGUCCUGGUGCCUUCAAGGUUCCGCCCCCCGUCAUGUAUCUACCGCUUAUCUGCAGGAUACGAGCUCGGCUAUAAAGCGAAGCAGGAGAUCGAAAACAAAGCACGGCUUUAUUCAACGCUACCGUCUCAGCAUCAGCACGCGAGCUUGGCACGCCUCUGCCUUCGCCUUCGACUUCACCUUGGUUCAACACACGCUACUAGCGUACUAGCAGUCACUGCAACGUUAGUCGUGGUUCCGAUUCGGUUCCGAUUCGGCUCCGAGUAAAGUCGAAGGAACUUCCGUGAAUCAUGGCGCCGCCUCAGGUCUUCAAGAAGUACAUGCAGUUCAAGCCGCCCAUGGCGCUGCUGCAGUGCGCGAUCGCGGAGAUCUUGGGCACCAUGUACUUCGUCUUCCAGGGCGUCCUCUGCUCCGCCGUCACCAGUCCGGGAGCCAAGAUCGAGCCUCUCACAACCGUGGUCAUCAUUGCGUUGGGUAACGGCGUGGGUUACGCGCUCGCUGUGGCCGGGACGAUCGGCAUUUCCGGGGGCCACCUGAAUCCGGCGACCACCGUUGGCAUGCUGGCGGUGGGGCUCAUCGACGUGGUAUCCGCGGCCGUCUACAUCAUCGGCCAGCUCGUGGGCGCGCUGGUCGGCGUCGGCCUUGCCACGGCCGUCUUGCCUUCCGCCCUCAACCGAGUUCUCGGCGCGGCGUCGCUACCCGUAGGCACGUCAUCGGGCACAGGUUUCCUGGCAGUGCUUCUGUUCAGCAGUCUUCUCAUCUUCACAGUUUUCGCCACCGCCGUGGAUCCCAGGGGCCCUAUCGCAAUCGCACCCCUUAUGAUCGGCCUUUCCAUUCUCACGACCACUGCAGUGGGUGUGCCUCUAACGGGGGGGACUAUCAACCCUGCACAGGCGUUUGGAACAUCGGUGUGGCAAGGUGUUUGGACUAACCACUGGAUCUACUGGCUUGCACCGAUUCUGGCAGCCGUUGCUGUGGCAGUGCCCUACUCAGUGAUCUUUCUGCUGCCUCUCAGCAAGGAUAGUGUGGAGGAUGAGAAUGAGAAGGUUUAGUUGUUUUCUGAUUCGGAAUGGGUGGGAUGUUUGAAUCCAGUAGUUUUGAUAUUUUUGGUAGUAGUGGGUGGGAGAGAUAUUUUAGAUGCUAGAUGCAAUUCUUGGUGGGUUGACUACAGAAUUGUGGUGUAAUGCUAUAAUUCAUGUAAUAAAGUUACUAUUUUUUG